GUUUUGUGGGCGACGCAGCAGCAGCCGCGGUUCAAAUCUGCAGGUGUUGUUUGUACUCAGGAGGCGACGAGGGAGAAGUUAAAAUAUGGGACCGCUUUUACUCGGAGUGCUGGGCUGCUCUCUGCUCCUGUCUGUUCAAGCCAUGUAUUCAUCCAGUGAUGAUGUUAUUGAGCUCACACCAUCCAACUUCAACAGGGAGGUGAUCCAGAGUGACACUCUGUGGCUGGUUGAGUUUUAUGCUCCAUGGUGCGGUCACUGUCAAAGUCUAGCUCCGGAGUGGAAGAAAGCAGCCACGGCCCUCAAGGGUAUCGUCAAGGUCGGCGCUGUCGAUGCUGACCAGCACAAGUCACUGGGAGGACAGUACGGCGUCAGGGGCUUCCCCACCAUCAAGGUGUUUGGAGCCAACAAAAACAAACCGGAGGAGUACCAAGGGGGACGCAGCAGCCAGGCGAUUGUGGACGGAGCAAUGAAUUCUCUGCGCAGCCUCGUGAAGGAGAGACUGAGCGGCAAGUCUGGUGGUUCUGGCUACAGCAAGCAGCAGAGUGGAGGAGGAGAUGGCAGCAAGAAAGAUGUGGUCGAGCUCACAGACGACAACUUCGAUAAGACUGUGCUGGACAGCGACGACGUGUGGCUGGUGGAGUUUUUUGCUCCCUGGUGUGGACACUGCAAGAACCUGGAGCCUGAGUGGACAGCUGCAGCCACAGCUGUCAAGGAGCAGACCAAGGGCAGAGUUCGCCUCGGCGCUGUCGACGCUACCGUACAUCAGGUCAUAUCCAGCCGCUAUGGGGUCCGUGGAUUUCCCACGAUCAAAAUUUUCCGCAAAGGGGAGGAGCCAGAGGACUACCAAGGAGGCCGCACUCGUGGCGACAUCAUCGAAAGAGCGAUGGAUCUGUUUUCUGACAACGCUCCCGCUCCUGAGCUGGUGGAGAUUCUGGGUGACGACCUGCUGAAGAAGACUUGUGAUGACAGUCAGCUGUGUAUAAUUGCUGUCCUGCCUCACAUCCUGGAUACAGGUGCAGCUGGUAGGAACGGUUACUUGGAAGUGAUGAAGACGUUGGCUGAGAAGUAUAAGAAGAAAAUGUGGGGCUGGCUCUGGACUGAGGCAGGGGCUCAGAUGGACCUGGAGUCCUCUCUGGGUAUUGGUGGAUUUGGGUACCCCGCCAUGGCUGCCAUCAACGUACGCAAGAUGAAGUUUGCGCUUCUCAGGGGCUCGUUCAGUGAAACGGGCAUUCAUGAGUUCCUCAGGGAGCUUUCUGUGGGCCGGGGCUCGACUGCUACACUGGGAGGCGGCGUCAUGCCCAAGAUUUAUUCUGUCGAACCCUGGGAUGGCAAAGAUGGAGAACUUCCUGUGGAGGAGGAUUAUGACCUCAGUGACGUAGACCUGGAUGACGACUUUGGGAAGAAUGAGUUGUGAGUCCAAACUGUUGAGGAUCUGUCUGGUCCAGUGUGUCCCCGCCUCCCCUCCCCUGUGGAUAAACAGGAGGCCGUCGCCCAGUUACUGAAAUACUCCAGAAAAGACAAAUGAGACAUCUGCAGUUUUUCUACAUCAUCAAACUGUCACACAGGGACAGGAGGGAGGGGGAGCGUGUGCCUGCGUCUCUGGGAUGAAUUUGUUUUCACAAACCUGCUGAACGUUAGAGCAGCUGCAUAUUUAUGAAGCUGCCACCAGCCGAGGGGAGGAGGCUCUGAAUGUCACGUCAAGUCUUUCCAAGGCAUUGUUCCUUCUCGUCUUGAAGCACCUAUUUUAAGAUGUGGACUUGUGAAAAUAACACUUCAGCUUGAUGAGACUAAACUUGAUUACCUUAACAAAAAAAAACAAAAAAAAGGCGUACAUCAAAUAUUUUGUUGGAUUUGCGUCGUGUCCGUUCACGACAAUGGGACUUUGCGGGACGUCUUGUGUAGAUUUUUCUUACACGACUUUAUUUCAAUUGUGUGAAAACAAAAUGCAUUUUUUGUUACAAAAAUAAAAAUAAUAAAAACAAUUGUGGUUUCCUUAUUCACAUAAUCACAAUAUCUAAUAAAACACAUCUAACUGA
Nematolebias whitei (Rio pearlfish) is the source of this 2036-nucleotide messenger RNA. RefSeq names its product protein disulfide isomerase family A, member 6 (gene pdia6). Gene Ontology annotation, molecular function: protein-disulfide reductase activity; protein disulfide isomerase activity. The record is from RefSeq and is a predicted model, not a curated record. The coding region runs from base 86 to 1414 and encodes 442 amino acids. Gene Ontology annotation, biological process: response to endoplasmic reticulum stress. NCBI's taxonomy places the organism in Eukaryota, Metazoa, Chordata, Actinopteri, Cyprinodontiformes, Rivulidae. The transcript has 13 exons. Gene Ontology annotation, cellular component: endoplasmic reticulum lumen.